GGCGUCGGCACUUCAAUGUCGCAAAUGCUCUCCGCAGAGGUGUGUUUGGGUUUCGGAGCUUGUGUCGAAUUACGGUAACCACGUGAUUGAGGACGUCCGAUGCUUCGAACGUCGUCAUAGAUUGCUGUGCUUCGUUUCCAGUUUUACCAUGCUUGGAAAGGAUCCACCAUAUUCUCUGAAUUCUUCUGCUAAAAUAUAUCAAGUGCCAAGUUGCGGUCCUUAGGUUUAGCUCCCCCAGACUUUCUAAAUAUUCCAGCUUCGGACGUGAUCAGUAAUCUAGUUAUUAUAAUUUGACACAAGUAAACACUUUUCUGAAACUGCCUAUUUGCGACACAGACACCGACGCCUCGGUAUCACACGUCCAAAUACACCUAGAAGUUUGUACACUAUUUUAUUUAUUUUUUACUUUGGUACAUUUGGUUAGAUUUUUUCUCUCCAAAAUGGAACCAGCAAAAAAGAGAAAAAGUUCCACAGUUUGGGAGCAUUUUGAAUUAACGUCUCCCAACAAGGUGAAGUGCCUAAUAUGCCUACGGGACCUUGUUUAUAGCAAUAACACCUCAUCAAUGCUUAGGCAUUAUCGAGCUCUCCAUGACGGUACACAUCAUGUUGAAAAACCACAAACCAACCCAGGAAUGGAACCUAAGGAGCCAACUAAAGUGGUGUUGCUGGCAUGUGGGUCCUUCAACCCUAUAACAAACAUGCACCUGCGGAUGUUUGAACUGGCCAGGGAUUACCUUGAAGACUCAGGCCAGUACAGGGUGGUGAGAGGGAUCAUCUCCCCGGUGGGAGAUGCCUACAAGAAGAAGGGUCUGAUCGAGGCAUACCACCGUGUGGAGAUGGCCCAGCUGGCAUCAGAGAGCUCAGACUGGAUCAGGGUGGAUGCCUGGGAGAGUCAGCAGAUAGAUUGGGUGGAGACAGUCAAAGUGGUGCGACAUCAUUAUGAAGAGCUGGUGUCCGGACAGCAGCACAACGACGAGGUGGACACCAUCAAAUACGCCAAGAAGAGGAGGAUUGCAGAACAUGCUUAUGAAUCCCCUUCCUCCCUUCACACAAGAAAAGAUGGCCCUCAGCUCAUGCUGCUGUGCGGCGCUGACGUGCUGGAGUCCUUUGGUGUUCCCAACCUCUGGAAGGCCGACGACAUCACUGAGAUCGUCGGCCGCUACGGCCUGGUCUGCAUCACCCGCAGCGGCAACGACCCCCACAAGUUCAUCCACCAAUCGGACACUCUGUGGGAGCACCGCAGGAACAUCCACGUGGUGCCCGAGUGGGUGACCAACGAGAUCUCGGCCACCCACGUCAGGAGGGCCCUGCGGCGGGGGCAGAGCGUGCGCUACCUGCUGCCGGACCCGGUGGUGAGCUACAUCCAACAGCACAGCCUCUACAGCACGGAGAGCGAGGGCAAGAACGCAGACGUCAUCCUGGCCCCGUUUCAGAGGUACACCUCGGGCUCUUCCUCCUCCGUCACUUGAAGGGGGCCUCACCGUCCUCUUGCUUCCUCAGAGACGAACUGUGUUGUUCGGGAGCCACUGUGGAGAGCAUCUCUCUGAUUACGAGCGGGGGGGGGGGUGGGCAGUUUGUGGCUGCACAGUUUGUAUGUUUUUUAAGUCAAUGUUGACUUUGAUACACUGAACUGAAGACACUGUGACUUAGAAUCCUUUCAUCACCAGUGCCUCUUAUCUACAUUUGACUGCUCUGGUCUGGUAGAUUUUCAUUGAGCUUGUUAUGCGACCGCUCUCUGACAUAUAGGGUACAGAUAGAGGUCAGAACAUCGAUAUAAAUGACAGUUUUAAACUAGGUAUAGCCCAGCCAUAUAUAUUAGAUAGGGUUUCACCUUAAACACUGUCAGUGUAUUCCAAAGAAAACGAUGGGAAGUUAGUGCACGUGCAUUAGAUCUGAGAAGACCGAACCCUUGUUGAUUCUAACGUAUUUAACGCAAUACAACACUUUGUUUACCACCAGAAAUUUAGAAAAUACACAGCACUCAAACCAUCCUUUGCAGCCCUAAAAGAAAAGUUACGUGUGUUUUAUACCAGUCAGUUAACAUGGGAUGCAUGGCUUGUUAUCUUGUGGGAUGUGUAGAUUGGCAAAUUAAAUGUAUGGCUUGUAUUGAAAUAAAAAAAUACAAAAUAAUUGUUAAAGGUUUUGGAUAUUGUCUGUGUUCAAACUGUCAAGUAUUCAACCCCUUGGAAUAAAAUACAGAGGGUGUUUUUAGUGUUAGAACAAUACUGAUGUUGAUGGGGAAACAAACAAAAACAUCUUUAUUUAGAAAUUUGAUGUUGUCUUUGCAGCUUCCCUUGUACCUGUCAGAUUCCUCCACUUCAUAGAUGUGAAGGCGUCUGUGGCAUUGCUUGUAAAAACAGAUGAAGGGUGUUUCCCUUCUCACAGCCAGCGUAGGAAACCACCCCGGCAAGGUUUCUGCAUCGCUUCUUUAUAGUUUUUCAGAUGACUCGAGAGCUAUGUAGGAUGAGAGUAUAAUGUCUUGAAAGAUUAACUUAUUUUCUUUUUUUACUUCUUGAGGGUUUAGGUUAGUUUAGGUGCAGUUCUAUUGGGCG
Messenger RNA from Osmerus eperlanus (European smelt), 2552 nucleotides. RefSeq names its product nicotinamide nucleotide adenylyltransferase 1 (gene nmnat1). The transcript is spliced from 6 exons. Gene Ontology annotation, biological process: NAD+ biosynthetic process. The record is from RefSeq and is a predicted model, not a curated record. Gene Ontology annotation, molecular function: nicotinate-nucleotide adenylyltransferase activity; DNA binding; nicotinamide-nucleotide adenylyltransferase activity. The coding region runs from base 441 to 1469 and encodes 342 amino acids. NCBI's taxonomy places the organism in Eukaryota, Metazoa, Chordata, Actinopteri, Osmeriformes, Osmeridae. Gene Ontology annotation, cellular component: nucleus.